AUGGAUAUUUUGAUUUUUUUCUUCGUUUUCUUUUCUUUCUUUGAGACUGACCUUUCUUUUUUUUCUUUAAUUCUUUUUUUCUAUUGUUUCUUUGGUUCUUUCUUUUCUUUCUUUAAUUCUUUUCUUUUCCAACUUUCUAGAAAAAAGUUUUCUUUCUUAAGAUUUUCUUUGAUUACACUUUCUUUCUUUCAUUUCAGCUUUGAUUCUUUCUUUCUUUUGAUUCAUUCUUUCACUUUCUUUCUUUCUUUUUACUUUCUUUCUUUCUUUCUUUCUUUUUUCUUUCUUUCUUUCUUUGAAAUUAAAAAAAAAAAUUUCUUUCUUUUGAUUCUUUCUUUUCUUUCUGGUUUUUUCUUUCUUUUCUUUCUUUUUUUGAGAUUUUCUUUCUUUCUUUGCACAGAUUGUUUAUUUCUUUGUAUCUUUGUUCUUUCUUUCUUUCUAGGCGUCUUUCUUUCUUUCUUUUCUUUGAUCGAAACCUUUCUUGAAUUCUUUCUUUUCUUUCUUUCUGAGAUUAUUUCUUUUAUUUGUUUGUUUGUUUCUUUGUUUGAUUCUUUUUACUUUCUUUCUUUCUUUGAUUUUUUGAAAGACCCUUUCUUUUUGAUUCCCUUUGACCAUUUCGCGCUUUCUUUCUUUUAUUCUUUCUUUCUUUCUUUCUUUCUUUCUUUCUUUCUUUCUUUGAUUCCAAGAGUUUCUUUUUUCUUUCUUUCUUUGAUUUUUUCUUUCUUUCUCUCUUUCUUUUUUUCUUUCUUUCUUCUGAAUUUGUUUUCCUACUGCUUUAUAUUAUAUUCUUUCUUUCUUUAUAUUUCAUUUCAAAUUCUUCUUUUCCUUUUUUUACUUUUUCUUUCUUUCUUCCCUUCUUUCUUUCUUUCUUUCCUUCUUUCUUUUCUUCUUUCUUUCUUUUCUUCUUUCUUUAAGUAUUCAUUUCAUACUGCAUUACAUUAUAUUAUUUUUUUUCUUUUUUCUUUCUUUUUCUUUCAAUCUUUUUUUUCUUUUUUGUGGCUUUCUGUAUUUGUUUUCUUCCAGCUUUACUUUAUUGACCUUUUCCUUUCUUUUUUCUUUAUAUUUCAGGACAUUUUUUUCAUAUUUCCCGAUACUUUCUUUAUUCAAUACUGA
Acanthosepion pharaonis is the source of this 1110-nucleotide messenger RNA. The record is from the annotation of a GenBank genome assembly. Lineage: Eukaryota; Metazoa; Mollusca; Cephalopoda; Sepiida; Sepiidae.